GAUGGAGGGAAGAACCAGCAGCAACGUUCUCUGGGUGGUGGAUGAAAAGGUGAAGGGCAAGGACUCUGGUAUGGAAAGCCGCCGGCCUUCUCCCGGGUCGCCCGUUGAGGAGGCAUCUGAGGAAGGACAUUCCCGCCUUCUGCCCCCAUCGCUAGAGAAGGCGCCUUUCCUGCCCUUUUGUUCACCUCACGACACCUUACGUGUGAGGGAGGGCGGACAGGCAGGCGGCUGCUUCAACCACCGGCGUUGCCGCGGUUCUCCAGCCCAGAUGACAGGGCGGGCGGCUUGUUUGGUUUCCCUCCGGGCUGUGGAGGAGGAGGAGGAGGAAGAGGCAGAAGGCGUCGGACUCUCUUCCUCCGUCCUGCUCCCUCUGGGGACCGAGAGCCGGCGGUGAAGGCGGCGUGCCUCGGCCCCUUUAAGGCUCCGGCUGGCGUAACGCGAUCCCGCAGUGAAUGCCUGUCACUGCCGCCGCAGUAGCAACAGCAGCGGCCGCCUCCGCCGGAGAGAAGCCGCUCCGUGUGGGCGUGAGGGGCUCUUCCCGCCGCCGUUGCAGGGGGUUGGCCGCGAAGGAUGGGCGGAGGGACCGGCGAGCGGCGGCCGCGGCGAGCCUUCCUCAGGUUGAAGAAUGAUGGCUGACUUCAGUAAACUCAAUGUGGGUGUUGCCGUCAGCAGUUUUGCUAUAUUUCAAGUUUGUUUCCACUCACUAAGUUCUUGGAUUUCUGAACGUGUAACAUCUGGUUUUAUUAAUCUUGAUGAAAAGAAGAAGACUGAAUGGAAUUCAAGGACAGUAUCUACGUUCCAUGCCUUGGUGGUGGUUGCAUUUUGUUUGUAUAUUUUAUUAUAUGAUGAAGCUGUCAAUGCUGACCAUGUUUGGGGUGAUGCUUCUACAGUGCAACUAAAUCUUGCUAUUACAUCAGGCUACCUCAUUUCAGACCUGUUGCUUAUUAUUUUCUAUUGGAAGGCAAUUGGGGAUAUAUAUUAUGUAAUACACCACUUCGUAGCUCUUUAUGCAUACUACUUUGUACUGGAUAGAGGCUUGUUAGCAUAUUUUGCUAAUUUCCGUCUGCUUGCAGAAUUUUCUACCCCUUUUGUAAAUCAGCGGUGGUUCUUUGAAGCACUGGGAUACUCCAAGGCCUCCAAGGCCAACAUCAUCAACGGAAUACUUAUGACAAUCGCAUUCUUCCUAGCAAGGAUCAUAGUCAUCCCCAUUUAUUAUGCCGAUGUUGCUUCAGAAUUGGGAACCGAAGCUUUCUACAGAUUAGGAUUAGCAGCUCAAAGCGCCUGGUUUAUCUCCAGCAUUGUACUGGAUAUCAUGAACUUAAUGUGGAUGGUCAAAAUAACAAAGGGAUGUUACAAAGUUAUUUGUCUUAUUGGGCAAGGAGAAGCCAAAACUCUUAAGAAUGGCAAAUCUGACUAGAAGAUAUAAAUAUGUAUUUCUCUAUCUUUAAAAGCACCUUUGGGUUCUUCAAAGGAAUAAUGCACACUUUUGCCAUGAGAAAAGCUCCUCUUAAGGGAACAAGGUAUUACCUCUGUGAAAUUUAGCCCUCCCCUUGACCCACCGCCUGGGUACCCAGCACCACUUCUUUUGAAGACUUGUAUUUUACAGAAUGGAAAACAAUAACAUGCUGCAUACGACAACUUUUGCAGUCUGCUCUAAGCACUUAGUAGACAAAUGAACUUGUAAAGAAACAAACUCUUCUAGCACGAUAUUUCUAGGAAUUUUCACUCAGGUUUCUUAGACUGAUGAAUUUUUAAUGCCUGUGGUUGUCAGGAUUUUUGGUUUACGUUCUGCUAAUAAGGCAGCUUUCCUGGCAUGUUCCUCUGCUUUUGUAACGUUUGCUGUUCGUAACUGAGACUUCAUCUUUGGUCAACUUUUUUACAUUUUUGCAAGUAUUUUACUUUAAAUCUAUACUCUUUUACUGCAUUUUCCGCUGCCUUACAUGCAUGCACAUGACCUUUUGGAAUUAACAUAAACAUAAAAUGUUAUGUAAGCCUAUACAUUAGAGUUUGGAAUUUUCUUUUUCCUAUUAAUUUGGUUGACUUGCUGUAUAUAGAAGAUCUCUAGAGCUGUUUUCAAUAUUAUACAAGUAUCUGGAUUCUAAUACAUGUCAGCAUGGUAAACUGUAUGGAGAUAAGCAAAUUCUCGCACCAGUUUUUCUUCCCUGUCACACUUACAUGUUUUUAGCACAGCAUCAUAUAGUCAAGAAUUUUUCUAUGGAGUGUAAACUACUGGAAGAGACAUUCAUGGUUUUGGAAUAUAUGGUUUAUCAUAGGAAAAAGUGUGCUUAAGAAAAAUGUAACCUGUUACUAAUCAGCUCAUUGUCAUUCUCUCUCUCUCUCUCUCUCUCUCUCUCUCUCUCUUUUUCUUUCUUUCUCUCCCUCUCCCUCUCUCUCUCUCAAGCUGACGUGGGGGCACAUUGCUUCACCUAACAGAAAAAAACUGUUUUUGAAUAUCUAUACAUGCAUUUCCUUUUAAUUUCAAAAUUCUAUAAAAGUGAAGUCUCCAUCAUUAGGUUUCCAUCAUGAGAGAAAAGUUUCAGUCAUUCAGUACGAGAUAGAUAUUUGUGAAAGCAUUUUGACAAUGAGUGCUUAAGGUUGUACUGUAUCAAUGUUAUAGUAACACUAUAGUACUGUACUAUAAUAUAGUGUAGUAUCCUGAUAAUGGCUGUGCUAGCAAGAUUGUUGCAAAUAGUCCCCAGUCAUAAAAGUUUGUGCAAGAGCAGAGCUGCAGGGUCAACAUGGGUUGUAGUGGUAGAAGCUUUCUGCUGGCAGAACAGCGUCACUGGAUACAAGUCCUAAGUAUGUACAAGGGAGACGUUUGUAAGAAUAACAGAACUGAAAAUCUACUUGUUUACAUUAGUUUUACAUGUUAUUUACUGCAAUGCUAUUGCUUCCGGUUUAUUUAUAGCAAACUAUAUUUAUUCUUGAAUUGUGUUUAUCAAUACUCAAAUAUUCACCAAAUGUGUUGGUGUCUUAAUAUUUUAAAUACCAUGUGUCAUAAUUUAUUGCUAAUGUUGUUAAUGUCUUCACAUUGGGUCCUUUUGGGGAGAAAGGCAGAAUACAUAUUUUAAAUAAAUAAAUAAACAAAUUCAAAUAUUUGUGAUGAAAAUAUGCAGGAACAUUACAGGAAAUAAGGUAUUUUCCUGUAUUUUGUCUACAUCCAAUUUCAUGUUUCCAAUGUGUGAUUAAUUCUUUCUCUUGCUUCUUAGCAAAGCCUCAUGAAAUAUUUUAUGAGUCCAUUCAUCUUCUGCUACAUGUGCCUGUGGCUACUGGAUAAUAUGGAUUUUUAGAAGUUACUACGUACUCUUGUAGUAAGGAUAGUGCUACAUGCCAUUAUUCCUCUCUCUUGGAACCUUUUUCUUGUACUGUAUUUCUUUAUAGCUUGCUGAAUGUUAUAAAACCCACAAGGUUUUAGUGACUCCUAUCAAAUCUUUUAAAUUAUAUAUCGUUGUCAUUACAAUUAAGACAACUCAGUUCUGCUCUUUACAUUAGUAUUACGAUAUCUUGUAUGUUCAUGUAAAUACGUAGGUCCUGUUCAGACAUGCAUGUUUCUCCUUUGGCAGAAGCAUUAAUUAUUGUAAUGAAUGUGCAAAAGAGCAUAUUUCAAAGUCCACAGACGAUGUGUUUUGUAACACCCCAAACAAAAUGUUUCUCAAUGGUGGCACUUCACACAUUUAGCUAUGAGUUGUUAAGCAAUGAGAGAUCAAGUGAUGUACAUGGAUUUAUCCACCAACUCAUAUUUAGAGGUUUUUUUUAAAGUGAACCUUUUAUUUCUUGCUGGAUUUUUCCUUCUAGGUAGAAAACACACCCAACAAACACAGGUUUGGGUGCUGCUUCAUCUACUUUCUGAUUGUAAAGUGCCUUCUUUCAACUUAACAUUUGUUAUCUACGUAUUAGCUACUUUGAGUUCCUCAUUGGAACAAAGUUGAACAUUCUGUUGAUGUUAACUACUUGAAUUUUAAAAACACACAUUUAUAAUAAUGAUCUAGUAUUACUGACCAAUCCAGAAAAAAAUAUUGUUACCAAGGCAUAGUAAUGAAAGUAAAUCUAAAUGCUCUUCUAGUUUCUGUUUAGGAAAAAAAAUACUGUCUUAUCCUUAAUUUAUUCUACUGGUUUAGUAUCUGUUUAGCCUUGGAGUAGUACAGGAAUCAGUGGUAGUUUGAAAUGUUAUUUUUAAAAGAUAAUUAGUUUUAAAGUUUCACUCUAGUAGUUACUUACUGUUAUAGUUACAAUGUUAAACUAAUUCUUUACUUUCUAAUUGUUCUACAGCAAGUAAAAUGUUAGUAACUUUUUUGAAAACACCAGAAAAUGGCAGGUCCCUGGAGAUAUAGAACACACUUAAGUAGCAAGGCUACAUAUUGCCUAUAAUGAAAUCAUUUAGAGAUUACAGUGAAGCCUGGAGUUCCCCCUUGGUUCGUCAAAAUUGUAAUGUAACGCAUUUAUCCCCAAAAAGAAUGAUUUGCAAGAGCUAGUUAUUUCCAGCUUCUGCCUAACUCAUGAUUUUUGAUACAUUCUUUUAAGCAGCCAGUCAAUGUUGCAAAUCAGAUUUGCAUUGUUUCCAUUGCUCUCAUGCAGACUGACAUCUCUGCAGUGCUAUAGCCACCUACAAAUGAAUUGAUGAGACUGCUAGAUAUCCCUCUUUGUUCUGGAACUGAGGAAAUGGCCCAUUUGCAAGUUGAAAGUAAAGUUGUGGUUUAUAAGAAAGUUGCAGGAUAAGUUAUUUUGAACAGUCAGAAUGUACAUACACAUAUAUAGCAUCUGAGUGAUCUGACUAGACUUACCUAGUGGAUAGGUCAGCUCUAACCAAGUGCGUUUUUUAUUUUUUGGAUAGGGAAGGAAAUUGCACUGUUAGCCCUUUUAGCAUGCUGCUUUUUACAUACUUUUUGCAUAUGUUGCAAAUAAAAAUAUCCUUGCACUCAGCUGGAGCAUGACAAUAAUGUUUUAAAAUUUGAAAAUACUAAAUCCUUGAAAAUAUUUCAGAAACAUUUUUUGCAAUGAUUCUUUAUAAAGCAGUGUAUUGUACCCAAAUAAUGAUUGGGAUUCAAAGAGUUUCUUCAGCAGUGCUAAGUGUCCCCAUUUCACUCUGGACUACACUGUGAAACUUUGACUUCUGAAAGAAGAAAGCUUUGAAAAUCUCCACAGAGGUCUUCACAACUUGGUCCUGUCAUUUAGAAAAUGCAGUUUAGUUUUCAAAUAUUGGAAAUACGGAAUUCUCUCAUAUGUGGAGUAGACUGGCAACUACUAUGUACUAUGGAGGUCUAUCAAAGUGAUCUGUGGCCAGAAUCUUACUGGUGGUUUGCAUCACUUGCUGUGGCUAAUUAUGCCUAAUUGAUGUCCUGGGUCACAAUUUGGUCAUGUUCCUGGUCAACCAAGAUCAGGACAGUUCAACCAAGAUGUCCUUGGUAGCUUGUCAGUUGGCUGUAGCAAAUUAUGCUAAACUUGUGUGAUCACUAACAGGAUUCUAGCCUGUCUCCUAUUUCCCCCAUUUUAUUUUUAUGGGGUAGAAAAUGUGAUUAUUACUGUUGUUAUUAAUUAAGUCUUGGACAUUAAAUUAGCAUUAAGGAACAGUACAUUGCCAAGGUUUGCUUAUGCAUGCUUUCUGUUCCAUUAAAGUUGCAAUUCUAUAAUGAGUAAGUCCUGAUGAACUCAGUGAAAGUUACCUCUACUUGGAAGUGUAUAGGAUCACACAGAUAUUUCUGAUUUGUGCUGCUUUACAUAUUUUAAAAUUUAAAACGGCUUUAUUUUGGAACAGUAUAGCAUGUACAUUAUAACAGCUUUUCCCUGAAAGUAUAAGGAAAGAAAUAAUUGUAUUUAUUUUAUUUCAUUUAAAAACAAUUGCUUUUUUUCAAUUUCAGUUCUUCUAAAUAUAUGAGGUAAAGCAUGAAGGAGUAAGGGCAGGGAGGCACUGAGCACUUCCUAGAAGUAGCUGUAAUUUAUAUUCUGUAAUGUUGUCUUUCUCCCCUAAUUUUGAGAGAUGUACUUCAGAUGUAAUAUGCUUUCAACGCUGUCAUAUACAAUUCAAUAAACUUUGCAUCAGUAAUAGUAGUAGAGAGGUGUGAUCACAUGGGCACACAGCUUACAUUUUGGACUGCUUACGACACAGUCCAGGUGCAAGCUAUUUCCUGAGCAAUUACACAAUGUACAGACAUUUCUGCCCUAGCUCAACCGAAAGCCAUGCCCAAGCUGAGUCUUUCUGGCCUAUCAGUGAGGCUACUACUUUUGGGGGCAAGGAUGGAGUGAUUCCCUGAUGGAAGAAAGGGUUGCUCAAAGGGAGGUUGCUCCCAGCGAAGCGAUCCUUUUUGGUGUGAUUAGGUGCACACCUUUCUUACUGCCUGAUUGCACCCCUCUGUCAGGGAUGGCCAAGGGUGACCACUGGACUGUAUAUGAGCCGUGACAUGGUGUCUGUAAAAAAGAUUUAUUUGUAUCUAAUCAGGCUCUAAGUCAAGGAAAAAGUGGCACAAAGAUUUUUUAAAAGGCAGAUUUAAUAAGGGCAGUUAUCUCUUUUAAACUUUCAUUCAUUUCUUUUUUGCUGUAAGAUCUUGUGGGUAGUAUGUGCACCCAUGGGAUAUUUCCUGUAUACUCCAAUAUGCUGAGAUUAUAGCCAGAAAUAUUCUGUCACCUCUGUGUAAUUUGAGAGGGAGGAGUCUGAUUUUAAAACAUGGCUUUAUAGGGGGCACAGGUUUCCAUUAGCCUGCUUAAUGGCUUAGUAACAUUUCUAACUGGGUUUGCAGAAGUUUAAUAGAGGACAUUAUACGCGGUGGCCUAAAGUAUAUGGGAACUUAGAUUGUUUGAACUCUUUGAAAUCUGUAUUUCCUUUGUUAAAGGAUGUUGUUAUAAGUCAAAAAGAGGGAAGAGUUCAAACCACACAUCUCCUUAUUUUCGGAGAAGAACUAGUAUUAGAGAGGGAACCAAUGUAUCCUGCUGUUUUUUGAGACAAUAAUUACCAGUUGAGAAGCCAGUUAAGAUUGGUGUGAGUAUCUGCUGAGAAGAAGAAAUCAUGAAUCAGCUACUGUAGGGAAUAAGCAAUAUACAGCAACCUAUGCCCCAUUAAACUGCUGAGGAGAGAAUGGGAAACAUUCAUUUUAUGACCUUCCUUCAGUUAUCAUACCUUAAGAGUGAAAGUUCAGUGUAUAGCUUCACAAUCAAAUAACAAGAGAUUCCACUGCACUUCACUACUAACUCAUUCUGAUGCUGUUUCCCCAAAUAUCUAAUAAAAUACCAGUAAGUACAUUAAUAUAAUGAUGGUGUCCAGAAGAAAAUUGGAAUCAUUGCCAUGAUCCAAAGAGCUGCAGAAAUAAUGAUAUGUGUCCAAUGCAAGAUAGCUUCAUGUGUUGUGUGUUUCACACCAAUGGGAGAUUCUCUUGACCCCCUGGCAGCUAGCUGCUGUGCCAGGAGGGCAGCGGUCUUUAUCAGGAUCAUUGUAGGAGAGAUUAUUUAAGCUCUACUUUCCACAUAUUACAGUUUCAGCAAUCAGUCUAGGCACAACAACACAUUUCAUACGUACUAGCUCAAAUCCUUUUGCAUAGCUAUGCAAAUGGUAGAACUUUUGGAGGCAAUUGCACCAACUUAAGAAAUCACUGUCGACAUUGUCAGUUGCAUGCUCAGUCACAGAAUUCAGUCUGCAACUGAUAAUGGCCAAAAUUCUGUUGCACAAUUAUACAUACACAAUUUAAGGUUGCACCCGCAGAGGUUGUGCAAUGUCUGAGGUGGAAGUAUGAUCCCCUAAAUGCUUCCACCAAUGCAUUGCUUAAUUGGUUGUGCUGGGAUGUGCAAUUGAUUGCAAAGUGUAUGGCAUAAACCUUUAUUGCCAAGGAUAACGUGCAGCACUUUUACAGUGGCAUAACUGCAUUAUUCUGGCACUAAUGGAGUACUGGCCAAUGUCUACAGUGAUUUCUUAACUUGGGAGCAAUUUGUCUCCAAAAGUUACACUAUUUCUGCUCCUCCAGCAUAACAAGGUAAGAGGAUUUGGGUCUAUGUAUACUUUGGACCUUAAACAGACCCUCUUCCCUGACAGCAAUCCUUGCUGGUGUCUGAAGUAGUUUUUUUAAAAUGUACUGACUUGAAAACCUUUUGAAAUCUAUAGUAAAACAAUCCAAACUAACUGCUGAAUUUAUUUUUAAAAUACUAUUACUACUGCUUUCCUGUUUGUAACUGAAUGUGUUCAUAAUUUUAGUUCAGACACACAUGACUUUAUUCAUUUUAAAGUUUCCUCCAGCAGCUUGUUUAAGGUGACACAUUCAGCAGGCAGUACUCUUCUGCAUCAGUUUUUUUAAAUGGAUUUUCUCUCUGUUAACAAAAGUAAAGUAAGUGCAAUGGGAUGCACGGCUGACUCAUGCAUUCUUGUGGAAAGCAGGCACAAAAGAAUCGAAGACACGAGGCCUUACUAAAUCAUAGCACAAAGUUUAAUAAAGGCAGCACCGAAAGUCCAUUACAGGAUGGAAGAAAGAUGACAACUGUGAAUGAUGCCAAACUCUAUUGAAAUCCUACAACAGCACUGAUUAGGUUGUUCCCAAACAAUAAUGACACAAGAGACUGAGACAGCACUCUUGACUCUGAGAGUGGGUGAAUGAUGUUUAUACUUUAACAAGAUCUUCAUGUCUGCUUGAGUAUUCUUUAAUGUUGCUUGGCAUAUAUACGAGUUUGCACUUCACUGGUAUUUGAAAGCCUUUGCUCUUUGUAUAAGUUUCUGUAGGCUGAUCUUGUUUGAGGUAUAUACAAUAAUGUCUAAGCAAUAAGUUGCAUGUAUUUUCAAGACACUGGUAAAUAAGAAUAAAG
Messenger RNA from Pogona vitticeps (central bearded dragon), 8775 nucleotides. It is a transcript of the gene TLCD4, whose product is annotated as TLC domain containing 4. Gene Ontology annotation, biological process: lipid homeostasis. NCBI's taxonomy places the organism in Eukaryota, Metazoa, Chordata, Lepidosauria, Squamata, Agamidae. The record is from RefSeq and is a predicted model, not a curated record. Gene Ontology annotation, cellular component: endoplasmic reticulum; membrane.